This is a messenger RNA of Diabrotica virgifera virgifera (western corn rootworm), 1870 nucleotides long. It is a transcript of the gene Pli, whose product is annotated as protein pellino. Gene Ontology annotation, biological process: regulation of Toll signaling pathway; protein polyubiquitination. The transcript is spliced from 9 exons. Lineage: Eukaryota; Metazoa; Arthropoda; Insecta; Coleoptera; Chrysomelidae. The record is from RefSeq and is a predicted model, not a curated record. Bases 307 to 1710 code for a protein of 467 amino acids. Gene Ontology annotation, molecular function: protein binding; ubiquitin protein ligase activity.
CAAAAAAUCAUUUCGUCUCUGUCUUCACGACGAGGAGUACGCUCGCUGUCUUUUCAACACUUUGGUAUCUACACCGGCUUUCGGAUGUUUGUGGUGCAUGCGCGUCCAUCUCGCGCUCGCGGUUCACCAGUUGAAACAUCGCAAAAUUUUCUUGAACAUGUUUCGGUAAACAUUUACGAAAAAUAUCGUCGAAAUGACAAGAUUUAACAAGAAAAUGUUCAAAAUGAAUCUCCCACCUAAAUAUUAUGUUGGAACUUCACCACUAAAACAUCUUAUUUCGUGUUUGCAAUUGUCAAUUUAUAAACAAUGUCUAAGUUUAAAAGAAAAAACUUGCGCCCAUUCAAAGUGUGUAGUAGCGCCCUUUUAAAUAAUAGUGAAAUUGAAUUGUCCCAUUUGUGUGCUACAAUGGAUGUGGUAAAAAUCAAAAUGAGAAAAUUAUCGGAUGGCACCGAAUCUCCCAUUUUAGAGGAAACGGAGAGUGCCAAUUCAGAAAAACCAAAACUUGUUAAAUAUGGAGAACUAGUCAUUUUAGGAUAUAAUGGAUUUUUACCUCAAGGUGACAGGGGGAGGAGGCGAAGCAAAUUCGUUUUCUGUAAAAGACAAGUUGCCAACGGCGUUAAACGGUUACGACACUACGUAGUUAGGACACCACAUUCAACACAAGCCAUUUUAGAUGCCACCCAACAUUCGAUUUCCUACACAUUAUCGAGAAAUCAUGCCGUUAUUGUAGAAUAUACCAAUGAUGAAGAUACCGAUAUGUUUCAGAUUGGUAGAUCAUCAGAAGCCCCCAUAGAUUUCGUCGUAAUGGAUACCAUAGCCGGCGAUAAGACGGGAGAUACGAGAGUUAACCAAAGUACGAUAUCGAGGUUUGCCUGUAGGAUAUUAUGUGAUAGAAAUAAUCCAAAAAUAGCUAGGAUAUACGCCGCCGGCUUCGAUACUUCUAGAAAUAUAUUUUUAGGGGAAAAAUCUUUAAAGUGGCAAGAAAACGGUAGAGAAAUAGAUGGAUGUACAACAAAUGGUGUUUUAAUAAUGCAUCCCGGAGGAAGCUUUUAUGGCGGAGAAGCCAAAUACGGAUGCUGGUUAGAAACAUCUGUUGGAGGCGGUAUCUUUUCCUUGAGAGAAUCUAGGUCUGCACAGCAAAGAGGGCAAGUGGUGGAAGAAGUCACGAACGUGCUGCAAGAUGGAACUUUAAUAGAUUUAUGUGGUGCCACUUUACUAUGGCGAUCAGCCGAAGGUUUAAGCAAAACGCCGAAUAAACGAGAUUUAGAACGAGAAGUAGACGAAAUUAAUGCAGGUCGACCGCAAUGUCCGGUUGGUCUCAACACAUUGGUGAUUCCUAGAAGAGUAUCACCUAAUGAAAAUCAACAACAGCCUUAUGUUUAUUUAAAUUGUGGACACGUCCAAGGCUUACACGAUUGGGGCCAAGAUAGAGAUACAGGAUCAAGAAAAUGUCCAAUUUGUUUAGAGGUCGGACCUGUUGUUAAAGUAUUCAUGGGGUUAGAACCAGCUUUCUAUGUCGAUUCAGGAUCACCGUCAUUUGCUUUUAAUCCUUGCGGUCAUAUGGCAACGGAAAAAACUGUCAAGUAUUGGGCCAACGUCCCGAUUCCACAUGGUACUAAUGGUUUCCACGCAGUUUGUCCAUUUUGUGCUUCUCCUUUAUUAGGUUCACCGGGUUAUGUUAAAUUAAUAUUUCAAGAUAACGUUGACUAAAUAUCUUUUUUAUAGAGGGGUAAUGUAUUUUAUCAAUAAUAAUAAUAAAGCAAAAUUUGCAAAUCUGGUCAUGUUGAUACUUUUUAUUUCUUAUACAAGUUACAUCAAAUCUUUUUAAACUUUUUAUGUUAACUGAAUAAAUUGUAAUAAUUGUCAUAAA